Babesia bigemina is the source of this 603-nucleotide messenger RNA. RefSeq names its product -putative, 30S ribosomal protein S6. Bases 1 to 603 code for a protein of 200 amino acids. Gene Ontology annotation, molecular function: rRNA binding; structural constituent of ribosome. Lineage: Eukaryota; Apicomplexa; Aconoidasida; Piroplasmida; Babesiidae. The transcript has 2 exons. The record is from RefSeq and is a predicted model, not a curated record. Gene Ontology annotation, cellular component: ribosome. Gene Ontology annotation, biological process: translation.
AUGCAAAUGUAUGCGUUAACAUCCGUGAAAAUAUCAUAUGUAGUAGGUGGUAGGCUGACUCGCGAGCUCUAUAAAACGCUGCGACGUCGUAUCAUACGAGGCAGCGAGAUCGAUAACAAACAGAAAUAUAACAUAGAAAACCACAAGAAGACAACACUUGAUGGUAAGUUGUUGGGCCCCAAAACGUGUUAUAACAUUUAUUUGGCUCUUGACAAUCGGCCCGCGGAUGAGAUAAAACGGCGAUUUCAGCUAAUUGCGCAAAAUUUGAUCAAAGUAGGGGCGGAACACACCAACGUAUACUAUUACGGACUUAAAAAGUUGGCACAGCCGUUGAACAAAAAACACGAGGCGUGCUUCAUUUCUUUCGAGUUGGAUAUUUACCCUAGCCUCAUACAACAUAUACGCAAGAAACUAAGCCAGGAAGAGCACGUGUUGCGCGUGCUAGUACUCCGGGAUACACAAAAAGACAAGUCCAGACGCGUCCAUCGCGACAGACGUCUUCACGUGCGACAUCCGUAUUUUGAUACAGAAAUCUUUAGGCCUCACAGAUCGCGGCUAUUGAACAAACCUGGCGAGGAAUUCAGCAUUGCGAAAGACAAAUAA